Colletotrichum navitas is the source of this 1553-nucleotide messenger RNA. RefSeq lists its product as uncharacterized. The coding region runs from base 76 to 1107 and encodes 343 amino acids. The transcript has 2 exons. The record is from RefSeq and is a predicted model, not a curated record. NCBI's taxonomy places the organism in Eukaryota, Fungi, Ascomycota, Sordariomycetes, Glomerellales, Glomerellaceae.
CACACACACACACACACACGAUGGCCAUCAGGUGUCUCGGUUGCUGUCUCAGUCGCCCUCAUCUCUUGCUCCCCAAUGUCACUCGAAAGCAUUGUGGAUGCAAUCAACAACGCUACUUGGGAAGACCCCUCAACACAAGCUGCUGUUGACCUGGUUUCCUUAUGGGAUCGCUUGGUGCAGCAUCACCGUGCUGAAUAUAAUAGUUCUUCCCGCGGCGCCGAAUCCCGCCCGACACCCACCGAGAUCCAGCUCGAUCUUGCCCGUUUGGCCCUCGAAAAGAUCUGCCCGCCUGUUCUUACCGCUGCCUGCUCACUUCGAUACGACCGUCAACUCCAAGAUAGAAGCCAGUCCUCUGACCUCAAACUCCGCGCCCGCCGCGUCGCCAAAAGCUUUGCUACGACACCGCACAUUCUCUACUUUGUCCUUCGGGACGGAAUCACAAGCCACGUUUUCCUCGACUCCCUGGGCCGUCUCUCGAAGCGGUCCCAACCACCCACGUUGCUCGAGCUUGCCACGCGGCUUCACCUAGCCUAUCAAGAGAAUUCCGGUGGCGAUUCCGCCAUCCGUCGUAAAACUCUACUUCGUUGGGGGGCAGACAUCUGGCCAUCAAAACGAACCAAAGUCUCGUACUCCACAGACUCGAUCCGCGACCAUCCCGCCUCAUCUUUUCCGACGCCCGCGAUGCCUACAGAUACUCCCAUGGCUCCUACCCCCGAGACCCCAAGGCCCAGAACCAGUCGUCGUGCCUUAUCCGGCUCUCCUAGUCCUUCAAUCUCGCCACAUCAGCAUUCUUCAUUCUGGGAUGCGAACGAAAACGCCCACGAUGACCAAACCAUGAUGGGUAUCUCGGUUACUCCUGUAUCGACUCUGCAGCCUGUGCCAAAGGGAGCACUGCCAGCCCGUCUCAGUGCCGGUCCCAGUGCCGUAAGCCCAAUCAAUACGGCUCCCAAGAAUAUUGGGCCUUUGACACCGGUUCCGGUUCAGCCGGUGAAACGGCCUCACCUGAAGGCAUUCCCCAAGGAACAAUCGCAGCCAUUGGCCACUCUACCCCAAGACAAUACCUACCGACCAAACAAAAGGAGUUGCCAGCCAUUAGUAGUUGAUUAGGCAACUUCUUAUAGGAGCAUCCUUGGCCAGGUCGUGGACAGUCUAGACACACUCGAUGAUAAGCAAUGGCUGAACGACGUGGUUGUUAACGCCUUGGUUAGUUGCCUACGCUCUAACAAAGUAGUGUAGAUAUCUAGCCUUGUCAUUAAAGCGUGGAACAAGCCUGACAGGAUGCGACAGAGGAUUUUAACCUUACUUGGUGACCAUGACAUAGUGCUAAUCCUGGCGUACAAUAAUUAGCAGAAGCACUAGGUGCUCUUCUGCUAGGUUCAUUAGGAUAACUAUCUUGACGUCUAUAAUCCCCUUAGAAAGGAGGCUAAGGGUUCAGGUGUUCUAGUCUUACAAGUCAUUUCAUUUCUUAGCUAGCUUCUGCAAGGGCUAUAAAUUACCUAGAAAGACAUAGUAAGGAAAAGCUACCUAAAGUAAGAUAACAUAUAGGAUUAUAG